Molecule: messenger RNA, 990 nt
Organism: Coffea arabica (coffee)
Lineage: Eukaryota; Viridiplantae; Streptophyta; Magnoliopsida; Gentianales; Rubiaceae
Product: putative disease resistance RPP13-like protein 1
Source: RefSeq, a predicted model, not a curated record
AUGGGUAGACUAAAAAGCCUUCAAGUUUUGAGUAAUUUUGUGGUAGGUAAAAAUAGUGGUUCGACAAUUGAGGAGUUGGGCAAGCUUCCUAUGCUUCGUGGUAAGCUAUUCCUUUCAAGGCUUAAAAAUGUUUCUGCUGGUAGAGAUGCAUACAUGGCAAACAUGAAGGGCAAGAAACACCUUGAAAAGCUAACUUUGAAGUGGAAUGGUGAUACUAAUGAAUCACAAGUUGCAAAGGAUGUGCUUGAUAAACUCCAAUCUCGUUCGAAUUUAAAGCGUCUAAAGAUCGACGGAUAUUGCCGGACAAGCUUUCCAAAUUGGUUAGGAAACCCUUCAUUUUCCCAUUUGGAAUCCUUGAGUAUAUCCAGCUGUGAAAAUUGCUAUAUCUUGCCUGCACUUGGUCAACUACAGGCCUUGCAGUCACUUGAAAUAAAUGGACUGAGUAAGAUAUCAACCUUGCCUGCACUUGGACAGCUAUGGUCCCGGAAAUUACUUGAACUUGUUGGAAUGGUUUUCUAUAGAGAGCUUGGUAUAAUUGAUUGUCCCAAGCUGAUUGGAGAACUUCCCAGACAACUUUCAUCACUGCAAAGGCUUGAGAUAGGUGGUUGCCACAAACUUGUGCUUCCCAAUGGUCAAUUGGGUAUAUUCCAGGGAGACGUUAAACAAUUCUCAUCUCUUUCCGUAUUAAAGAUUUCAUGGAUGGAGAAUUUGAAGGAGCUGUGCCGAGAGCUCAACAAGUUAGCCAGUCCUGAAUAUUUGGAGAUAUAUAACUGUGGGUCUAUAUUACCUUCUCCCAUGAGUUACCUACCCGCCUCACUAAAAACACUUGUAUGUGGUACUUGCCGCAAUCUGGAAUUAGAGAGUGAAACCUGGCAAAGUGGGAGCCUGGAGUCUUUGGGAUUAAAUGGGUGCCGCUCUCUCAAAGCUCUGUCAUUAGGCUCCUUUCAUAUGCUGAAACAUCUCCGCAUAAACUUAAUGCCAAAGAAUUGA